AUGCGCCUAUUGAGUACGGACCGGGGAGGGUUGCGGGUGCGAGGGGCUACGACGCAGCCCGUACGGCCCCGGCUUAAGACAUUUAGGAAUGAGAGGCGUUUCGCCCGAGCAUUCCAACUAUGCACAGGCGAUAGAUUGCUGCCAGGCUACGAUUGCGCAAGGGAAGCGGGAGAGGGGGGAGGGGAGCUUCCCUCGAAGAGCCGCAUAUUUGCUUUGUCGGCGCCCGUCGCCGCCGAGGGGCGUUCGCAAUAUGGAGACAAUCGCGGCCCAUUAUUGUGCAUUAUUGCUUCGGUCUCGAAUUGGGUUGCCACCGCACCAAGGCUUGGA
Iphiclides podalirius (scarce swallowtail) is the source of this 327-nucleotide messenger RNA. The record is from the annotation of a GenBank genome assembly. Lineage: Eukaryota; Metazoa; Arthropoda; Insecta; Lepidoptera; Papilionidae.